GUGAGGGAAUCCAUGAACGCAAGCUCCGGUAAAACGAAACACGGUUUCAGUCCCGCGAGAUACUUUUCAGGCGAUUGCCAUCUAUCAAGCUGCGUGAAUUUGUCCCUAAAUUGCUUCUCAGAUAUCUUCAACAUAUACCUAGACACUUCUAAGCAGCAUGGACAGCGAGUGCCUGGUGUUGUUGCCUCGGGUGUGCGCUGUACUAGCGGACCCCAGACAGUCCCUACCAGACGACACCAGCCUCGAGAAACUGCUGGACUGGUUCACUGGUCUCACCAAGGAGGACCAUGGCCUGGCCCUGUUGGAGUCCUGCCCCUGUCUGGUGGACUACAUAUCCACCGCGUGUCUGGACAAAACUACAGAUCCCAGCAUGCUUUCCUUCAGCCUCAAGCUUUCCGGCCUGCUGGCGGCCAGCCAACACGGCUUCAACCUGCUGCAGGAUCGAUCCAUCCUGGGCGUGGCCUACGACAGCGAGCGAUGGCAGGUGGCUGGCCUAUGGGAGGAUCCGAGCGUGCGGAUUGGCUGGAUCCAUGGCCUGAGUAACAUGAUGCGCCACACACAGGCCUUCCACUUCCUGGAUCAGGCUGGCCUGACCAAACCCCUCCUCCAGCUACAGACUGACCCCAGCCUAUUCGUCGCCUCGGCCGCAAAUCAACUCCUGGCCCGCCUCCUAACCUUCCACCAGCCAACCACAACCUCACACACAACCCAGGGGAAUGGCCUCACUGUUCCACCCAAUAAGGAAGAGGUAGAAUUGGACGUAACCAUGGAGACAAGUCCAGGAAGCGGGUGUUCCAUCACCAUGGAGAUCUUGAAGCACCUGGAGAGCUCUCUGGAGUCAGACAGCCACACCCAGGUGCUCCAGGGGCUGAGGCUGCUGGCCCUGACUCUCCCCGAGCUGGAGGCUCCUCUCCGGGGCUCGGUGAUCAGGCGAGUCCUGAGGCCUCUGGAGGGGUUGGUCCGAGAAGGCCGCAGAGCAGUCGCGCAGCCUCUAAUGGACGUCCUGCUGGCUACAUACAGGUCCGGUCCGUGUGACUCCAGACUCGUCUCUCUGAUGGCGUCCAUGUUGAACUCCCAGAAUCCCUCUGACGCUGCUCUGUGUGCCGCCGCCACCCUCCAUCCGGAGACCUGUCCUCCAGGCCUCAGACAGAAGGUCGUAGCUGUUCUACUGGGACCUCUACAGAUGGUUACUGGAGUAACUCUGCUGGACUGGCCCAAUGACAGACACACUGAUCAACAGACUGACCACAGACACACUGAUCAACAGACUGACCACAGACACACUGAUGGACAGACUGACCACAGACACAUCGAUCAACAGACUGACCACAGACACGCUGAUCAACAGACUGACCACAGACACACCGAUCAACAGACUGACCACAGACACACUGAUCGACAGACUGACCACAGACAGACUGAUGAAGACCACAGACAGACUGAUGAAGACCACAGACAGACUGAUGAAGACCACAGACAGACCGACACUGACCAGGACAGACAGACGGAGUGUCGUAGCUCUCUCUCUCUCCUGCUGGAUCAUCUCAAUCACAAACCUUCCUGUGUCUCUCUGCUCUGCGUCUCCGUGUCCAGCGCUCCCUACAUAACAGACAUGGAUUCAUCUGCCUCCGUCAUCCUUGCUGUGGUGUCACUCCUGAGGAUCUGUAACGGCCACUCCCCCUCACCCGAGAGCAAGGCUGCUAUCGGCUGUAGCAAAGCAUCCACCAACCUGAUUGGCUGCAGCAAGGUCCAGAGGUGUUGCCUAGACUCCCUGGCUAGCCUUAGCACCUGCCCUGGCGUUGUUGUUUUAGGAGCCGUGGAACGGGUGGUGGAGGUGUUCCAUGUUCUAGUGCAGAGCCUACAGAACCCUGACUCAGACCCCACCGUGCUCCAGAAGAACUACCAGGCCAUGUUGAGGUGGCUUCGUGUGUCUGCAGAGCCUAACUCACUGGCUGAUCUGGUCACUGAAGACCUCCUGCCCGUGCUAAAGAAGCGCGUGUGUGACGUGCGUUGGGAGGUUCGAGACUCCACUCUGGAGUUCCUCGGCCAGCUGUGUGAGGCGUUAAGCUGCACCGUCACUCCUAUCCUGCUGGAGGCGCUGUGUGAUCAGGAGAGCUAUGUGAGGGCUAGUGCCAUCUCUGCCCUGGCCAGGACACUACCACUCAGUGACCAGCAGGGGGAGCCAGGGAACCAGACACAGGAGCAGACCCUGGGUCAGUUACUAGACAUCCUGUCUCAGGAUUCAGAGGGCUUCCCCAGACGCGCUGUGGUCCAGUUCUUCAUCAGCUGGCUAAAGACACACCCAUCAUCUUCCUCCUCCUCCUCGCUGUGUUCUGUCCUAUCGCUGGGCAGCACUGAUCUGGACUGGGAGGUCAAAGUUCACACCCUGGAGCUGGUUGAGCUCCUGAUGGAGGAAACACUUCCAGGUCACCAGGAGUCAGAGCUGGGGUCAGCUCCUCCCCCUUACUGUGGCUCUGGAGGGACAAACCUACUAACACACACUGACCUCACACACCCCUACGCUGUGACGCCAAGCCAGCCCUCACCCCUUCUAACACACACCCCAACUGACCUCACACACCCCUACGCUGUGACGCCAAGCCAGCCCUCACCCCUUCUAACACACACCCCAACUGACACACACACACCCCUCACACACACACCCCAUACACAUACACCCCUCACACACACACACCCAACUACAUCUGUAGUGUGUGGUCUGUCUCGGUUGGUGGAGCUCGGCGUUGCAACAGCGUUGCUCAACGGCCUGUUUGAUUGCGACAGACCUGUAGCUUUAAAAGCCUGUAGUCUGUUGCUACGACUACGAGACGCGGUGUGUCCGUCCCGGUCGCUAGGGAAAGGUGCUAUGACAACUGACGACGCAACAGUUGCCACGGUGACUUUUGAUCUGAGGGGUCAGGUUUGGGAGCGGGAGGUCACAAGGAAGUUACAGGAGAAGAGAGGAUCUGAUUGGGUUAAAGAGUCCAGGGAAGUAGGUUGUGAUAGGCCGAACAAGAACAGAGAUUCUGAAAGGACAGACAGGGCUGGCUCCGAAGCCCGCGAUAGGUCGACAGGGAAGAGUGUGUGUGAGGGUAGCGCGAGGGUGUGUGAGGUGCUGUGGUCGUUGGGUCUAGAGGAGAGGCAGAGUGUGUUAUCACAGAGUAGUGACCAUGUCCAGAACUCACCCCUCUCUCUACUGGAGGACAUCCUGAACGCUACAGACACCUCACACACUGACGAGGUUAUAGUAGACUGUUACUGACCGACACACGUCCUGAACUCUACAGACACCUCACACACUGACGAGGUUAUAGUAGACUGUUACUGACCGACACACGUCCUGAACUCUACAGACACCUCACACACUGACGAGGUUAUAGUAGACUGUUACUGACCGAACCGAUUUGUGAUGGUUGUUUCUCCUCUGUAUGUUGACUAGUGAAUACUGUAGUUAGAGUUCCAUUGGGACAUAACUGUUGACCCUAACCCACCUACCAGGAACAUAAAUAAAGAUACUGUUUUGAUAUUUCAAA
Molecule: messenger RNA, 3533 nt
Organism: Oncorhynchus mykiss (rainbow trout)
Lineage: Eukaryota; Metazoa; Chordata; Actinopteri; Salmoniformes; Salmonidae
Source: RefSeq, a predicted model, not a curated record